UCACGGUAUAAAUACGACACAAACAACACGACACUACACAGUUCAGCUUGCGUCGCCAUCCGGUGUUAACGAAGCUACUUUUUUGUUUCUAGUUCAGUCUUUUAUUUCUAUCAAUAAUGAAACUCGCGAGCGUGGUGGUGGUGCUCCUGCUGGUGCUGACGGCGGUGUUCACCUGCGUCAGCGCUGACCCCAUCGCCGACCCAAAUCCCAUUUGGAAGAAACUUAAGAAAUAUAGGAAGAAACACAAGAAAUACGGCGGCCGUAGACGAGGCUACGGGCGAAGUUACGGAGGAGGCUACGGGGGAGGCUACGGAGGAGGCUACGGGGGAGGCUACGGAGGAGGCUACGGAGGAGGCUACGGAGGAGGCUACGGGGGAGGCUAUGGUGGCGGAGGCUAUGGCAGAUGGUAGUAGUGCUAUGAAGCCUCAUUUAGGAUACGCAAAAAAUCUUGCUUUUAGACAAUGUAAGAUUCUUGGACAUCUUCCAUAUCUGGGUUAUCUGUGUCCUUUCCCGUGUCCUUUGUGGAUGUAUCAAUGUGUCCUAGCCAGCCAGACUGAUUUCUAUUAAUCAUUAAUUCUUCCUAUGUGUCUUAUGAAUCAUCAGUGGUGAUGCUGUCGCGGCGGAGAAUCAUCACUCGUCCUGUUUAAGACGAUUAAGUUAAGCCGAUCACUAUUGACGCCUGCAAGCUCCCACAAUAGUCUAAGAGAACAUCUUACUAAGACCUCAACAUGCGAAUGAAGAUUAUACUGAAUUAUAUGAGCAUUAGCAAAUAUAUAUAAUCACGAACAAUUAUAUAAUAUAUAUAUAUCUUGUUAAGUUUCUAUGCUAAGUGUCUAAGAAACAUGCAAAGUUAAUAUUAUCAAAGUUUUUAUAACAGAUUAUUGAAGUUACUCUCUUUCAUAACUCCUUUUUACCUGUUCAUAAUUUAUACACUAAAAUAAUUUAAUAAUAAAAUGCAACUUUUUCGA
Molecule: messenger RNA, 968 nt
Organism: Procambarus clarkii (red swamp crayfish)
Lineage: Eukaryota; Metazoa; Arthropoda; Malacostraca; Decapoda; Cambaridae
Source: RefSeq, a predicted model, not a curated record